Mucor mucedo is the source of this 408-nucleotide messenger RNA. RefSeq lists its product as uncharacterized. NCBI's taxonomy places the organism in Eukaryota, Fungi, Mucoromycota, Mucoromycetes, Mucorales, Mucoraceae. Bases 1 to 408 code for a protein of 135 amino acids. The transcript has 2 exons. The record is from RefSeq and is a predicted model, not a curated record.
AUGGUUGAUGUCCCAUCUAUUGAGUCAAGGGUAUAUGCCUAUCCCAAAAUAAACCGAACAGAGGCCAAUUACAACUAUAGGGUAAUUUGGCCUUUCAUGGAUGUUGUUGCCGAGUGUCUACCAACAUGCCAAUUCGAACCAGGAGAAAAACGCUUGCAGGCUAUCAGUGAGGAGCUCAAACGCCAAGAUUUGGCUACUUCGCACUUUUACAAUGCUGAUGGAGUGAUUUUCGACGACGAGCUUGGUUUGGAGCUUGGUAUAUUAGAGACAUCUGGGCUUUAUGGCCUGGAUGAUCCUACCCAGGAGACGAACGAUUAUAUCAACGCGGCGUAUGGUUUGAUGGCGAUGCUACAUACUAUCGUAUAUAUAAGUAUGUUUACGCUGACGCGGACAUCCUUAUGUGUUUGA